AUGUCCUGCAGGGAAGGAUACGUAGAGUGCUCCUCGAGCUCUAUGGUUAAUAGGGUUUCCUCGGUUUCCUUAGAGGCAGAUGUGAAUUGUUCUGGACGGGGUUCAUCAUCUGGGGCCAUUACUAGUUCCACGUCAGAUGCGGAUUGUACUGGACGGGAUUCGCCAUCGGAGAAUAUUACUAGUUCCACUAAUGCAAAGACAGUCAAAGUUUCCAGCUUUUACUGUGAUCCUGUUAUUGGAAAGCGCAAGCCUUCAAAACGGGACCCUUACGGCGAGUACCUCCCCUCUUUAGCAAAGAAGGGUCGUCACCAAACCGCCUUGACUUCGAAUAAGCGAAAACUUAUAGAAGUGAUUAAUGCUGGUCCUUCUCACAAAAGAAUCAGACUAGAGGAACAGUAUCGAGCGGAAACACAGGGCCAAAACCCUAUUCCGUUCACCUUUACUUGUCCUCCGAUUAUGCCUAACACAGUUUACUGUGCGGCGCCAUCCAAAGUAUCCAAAGUAACGGCUUCCGAUGAGAUGGUUAUACCUCUCAUUCCAAAAGGCUUAACUACUUCUGGGCGAAUUGGCAAGUUCUGUGUGGUCUCUGAGGAAGAGGACUCCGACUCGCAAGAGCCAGAGGAUUCUCUCUUUGAACACUCAGGACGCGUUCCGAACAUUGGGUCACCAAGUGUGCAGUCGAUAGGGUCGGAUUCUGUUCAAGUAAUUAGUUCAGACUCUGAUUGCUCCAAAUCGGCCGGAUCAAGCUAUAUUCCAUUUGGCAGUUCUUCUAAUGAACCAUCAAGUUCCAAUCACAGUAAUGUUGAUGAUGAACAAUUCAUUAGACAGGUCACACCUGUCGAUCAACAGGAGAAGUUACCUAUGAACCUUCUUCCUUUCACCAACCCGGUCACAAAUGUACGGAUUACUCCAGAAGCAACUCGUACAUACAACUGGCUGAGGGAGUGUGACAUUACUUUUGGGAAGGGAUCUAACCAGAUUAAAGCAAAGAACUUGCUUAAAGACGCUGUUUUAUUUGGGGUUCACAAUGUGACUUCGGAUAUUACUCCCGUUGAUAUCUGGACAUUUCUCAAAGCCCGCCUUGAUAUUGCUCAGACUGAAAAUGUCCGCGCAGUGCUGAAAGUGCGUCAGCCCUUUCAUAGACUUAGGUAUAAUGUCUGGGUUUCCCCAGACUUGGCCAACGGUCUGGCACCAUUCUUAGAACUUACCUACAAAAAUAGGAAGUCACAAACGUGCACCUUGAUGUCCCGCAAGACUCGAGCAUUUUGGGUUGAGGGUCAGCCUAAGUCUGACUGUUUCUCUGUGAAGGCUUGGCGAGUUUGUCUUGCCAAGGACUGGAGAGACGCAGUUGCACCUAGACCACUGGCUCCAGCUUGUGAACCACGCAUGAUGUUCAAUGAUCAAGUCGCUCUUAAUUCAAGAAGAAUUAUAUAA
Molecule: messenger RNA, 1434 nt
Organism: Melampsora larici-populina 98AG31
Lineage: Eukaryota; Fungi; Basidiomycota; Pucciniomycetes; Pucciniales; Melampsoraceae
Exons: 3
Coding region: 1-1434 (477 amino acids)
Source: RefSeq, a predicted model, not a curated record